Messenger RNA from Callithrix jacchus (white-tufted-ear marmoset), 1407 nucleotides. RefSeq names its product neuraminidase 2 (gene NEU2). The record is from RefSeq and is a predicted model, not a curated record. Gene Ontology annotation, biological process: oligosaccharide catabolic process; ganglioside catabolic process. Gene Ontology annotation, molecular function: exo-alpha-sialidase activity. Gene Ontology annotation, cellular component: intracellular membrane-bounded organelle; membrane; cytoplasm. Lineage: Eukaryota; Metazoa; Chordata; Mammalia; Primates; Cebidae.
AUGGCAUCUGUCCCCGUCCUGCAGAAGGAGAGCGUGUUCCAGUUGGGAGCUCACGCCUACAGAAUCCCUGCCCUGCUCUACCUGCCCGGGCAGCAGACCCUGCUGGCCUUCGCAGAACAGCGGGCAAGCAAGAAGGAUGAGGACGCGGAGGUGAUUGUCCUGCGCAGAGGAGGCUAUGACACGUCCACCCAGCAGGUUCAGUGGCAAGCUCAGGAGGUGGUGGCCCAGGCCCAGCUGCGUGGCCACCGGUCCAUGAACCCAUGUCCCUUGUGUGAUGAGCCCACGGGGACCCUCUUCCUCUUCUUCAUUGCCAUCCCUGGGCAAGUCUCAGAGCAACACCAGCUGCAGACCAGGGCCAAUGUCACGCGGCUGUGCCAAGUCACCAGCACUGACCAUGGGAGGACCUGGAGCUCCCCCAGAGACCUCACUGACGCGGCCAUCGGCCCAGCCUACCAAGAGUGGGCCACCUUUGCAGUGGGCCCGGGACACUGUUUGCAGCUGCGCGACAGGGCCCGGAGCCUGGUGGUGCCCGCCUAUGCCUAUCGGAACCUUGACUCCAUCCAAAGGCCAAGCCCCUCUGCCUUCUGCUUCCUCAGCCGUGACCAUGGACACACAUGGCAGCGAGGGCACUUUGUGGCCCAGGACACCCUGGAGUGCCAGGUGGCCGAAGUUGGGGCUGGGGAGCAGAGGAUAGUGACCCUCAGUGCGAGAAGCCACCUCCGAGCCAGGGUCCAGGCCCAGAGCACCAAUGAUGGGCUUGAUUUCCAGGAGUCUCAGCUGGUGAAGAAGCUGGUGGAGCCGCCCCAGGGCUGCCAGGGGAGCAUCAUCAGCUUCCCCAGUCCCCGCUCGGGGCCUGGCUCCCCAGCCCAGUGGCUGCUCUACACUCACCCCACACACUCCUGGCAGAGGACCAACCUGGGCGCCUACCUCAACCCUCGGCCUCCAGCCCCCGAGGCCUGGUCAGAGCCGGUACUGCUGGCCAAGGGCAGCUGUGCCUACUCAGACCUCCAGAGCAUGGGCACUGGCCCCGACGGGUCCCCCUUGUUUGGGUGUCUGUACGAAGCCAAUGAUUACAAGGAGAUCGUCUUUCUCAUGUUCACCCUGAAGCAAGCCUUCCCAACUGAGUACCUGCCGCAGUGAGCCUGCCGUGCCCACCCCAAGGGCCUCCCUUUCCCUCACACCUGCCUCGGAGGCUCUGUGGCUGCCUCUCCUUCCUGUGGCCCCUGGACGUGGGGGCCACUCUUGGCUCCCUUCGCUGGCGGUGUUUGGAGGGGUCCGCCUGUUGCUCCUUUGCUUCUGCAUGGUUCCAGUCUUCCCAAAAGGUUCUAUUUUCAGCCCAGAAACCAAAAGUGCCUGAGUUCCUGUUGCCCAUCCAGAGGGAAGGCGUGGAGGGCCCUGCAGGUCAAC